Messenger RNA from Oppia nitens, 1534 nucleotides. RefSeq names its product general transcription factor IIH subunit 2-like. Gene Ontology annotation, biological process: regulation of transcription by RNA polymerase II; DNA-templated transcription; nucleotide-excision repair. The transcript is spliced from 4 exons. Gene Ontology annotation, molecular function: zinc ion binding. The coding region runs from base 158 to 1378 and encodes 406 amino acids. Lineage: Eukaryota; Metazoa; Arthropoda; Arachnida; Sarcoptiformes; Oppiidae. The record is from RefSeq and is a predicted model, not a curated record. Gene Ontology annotation, cellular component: transcription factor TFIIH core complex; transcription factor TFIIH holo complex.
UGUUUGCAUAUAUUGACUAUUAAUAUGUUAUAAAUUAUAAAACAACAAAUCAAUCAAUCAAUUAUUGUUGGGAUCAGUUAGUUGUGAUAAUAAUAAUUAUUAUUAUUAUUGGCCACAAAUAUUAGUCAUCAUCAUCAGCAACAACAACAACAACAAUAUGGACGCCGACGAUGAUGGCAAAGGUGGCUAUCGUUGGGAAACUGAAUACGAAAAGACAUGGGAAGCAAUCAAAGAGACAGCCGACGGACUCAUCGAACCGAUGGUCGCCGAUAUGGUGAACAAAGCCAAACGCCGACGACUGGCCAACAAAAAGAAUCUACGGCUCGGAAUGAUGAGACACCUGUUUAUCGUUGUAGACAUGUCUUCAUCGAUGAAUCAAAUAGAUUUGCGACCAAAUCGGCUGAAAUGUACGACAAAAAUAUUGGAAAUGUUUAUCAAUGAAUUUAUCGAUCAAAACCCGAUCAGCCAUUUAGGACUGAUUGUUACCCGAAAUAAAAGAGCCGAAAAACUAAGCGAUUUGAGUGCCAAUGUUCGCCAGCAUUUGGAUGCCAUCCGACGGUUGAAUGAUAUGUCUUGUAUUGGCGAACCAUCUCUUCAGAAUGCGCUCGAAAUGUCAAUGAAGAUACUAAGACAUAUGCCGGCCCACACCAGCAAAGAAGUACUCGUAUUGAUGGGCAGUUUGACGACAUGCGAUCCAAAUGAUAUCAAUCAGACUAUUAGUCAACUGUUUGUCCAUAACAUCCGGUGUUCGGUCAUUGGAUUGGCCGCCGAACUACGUAUUUGUCGAACAUUGGCCCAGAAAACUAAAGGCCUGUACGAUGUUGUCAUGGAUGAGGGACACUAUAAGGAACUGGUCUAUCAGCACAUGGAUCCGCCGGCAUCAUCAAUGACCGAGUCAUCGCUCAUGCAAAUGGGUUUCCCAACCUAUAUGAACGAUGGCCAAACUCAGGCAUCGAUGUGUGUAUGCCAUCUGAACAAUACAUGCAAUUUCAGUACAACCGGCUAUUUGUGUCCGAAAUGUCAAUCAAAAUAUUGUGAUCUACCGGUCGAGUGUCAGGUUUGUGGCCUAACCCUAGUAUCGCCGGCACAUUUGGCCCGUUCCUAUCAUCAUCUGUUUCCAGUCGAUGUAUUCCAGGAGCUAACUGUUCCCGAAUCGGAUGGCGAUAAGACUACUACUACUACUCAUGAAUGCUAUGCCUGUAAUAAACAAAUCGAUAGUAAAUCAAUUAGUGGUGCCGUAUGUGAGGGCUGUUCGCAAAUUUAUUGUAUUGAUUGCGAUCUGUUUAUUCACGAAACACUUCAUGUAUGUCCCGGUUGUGUCUCAACAACAACUACAACAACAACCAGUAGUAGUAGUAAUCAAUCAAUCAAUCAUUAAAUAAAACAAUUAAUAUUUGUUUGUAUAACUAAUUCAAAUAUACUGUAAAUUAAGUUAUUGUUACAAAAAAAAAUUAAUGUAAAAAUUUUAUGACAAUAACUAUAACUAUCUCUAUCUCUCUCUCUCACACACACACACUCACACUCACUCACUCAC